ACGCUCGUCUCGACUCACAGCUUGCUAAAAGUAGCAAAUAAGAAGUGCCACUUGCUCUUUUUUGUUUCUUUCUGAAGAGCCGCGAUUUUCUGGAAUUCUUCUUAUGUCUUCGCUAUAAUCAACGUGCUUUGCACAUUUGUCGUCGAUGGUGUAUCGUCGACUUCCUUGUUUAGCCGCUCAACCCCGCUUUUUUUAAUUCUUUUCUGGCACUGCGCUGAAAGCCUGCUGGUCGGAAAGCAAAGAUGUCGAUGAAGUCUGGAGAGGAGCGUCUGAAGGAGAUGGAGGCAGAGAUGGCUCUGUUUGAGCAGGAGGUCCUGGGUGCUCCUGUGACAGUGUCAGGCAGUCCAACUGUCAUUGAAGGGGUGCCGAUGGCUCUAGCAGUCGGAAUGGUGCGACCCAUCAUUGGCACCAACACUUACAGACAGGUUCAGCAAACAUUGGAUGCCAGAGCUGGGACAUUUGUUGGCCCUCCACCUUCAUCUUUUGUUGGAGCAGCCCCUCCAGUGCCUGCACGUCCUCCUCCUCCCCCCAUGAUGAGACCUGCCUUCGUCCCCCACAUCCUGCAGAGACCUGCUCCUCCCAUGCCCCGGCCUCCUCCACCUCCUCCCAUGAUGCUGCCCCCGAACCUCCAGAACCCGACGGCCUCGGUGGUGUCCCAGCCCAUGUCGCACCUAUCUGCACCCCCUCAGGCUGAGAUGGUCUCCAUGGUGGCGUCGGCAUCAAGAGGUGCUGCACCUGCUCCCAUCAAACCCUCACCGUCAGUCAUCCAGGCCGCACCCACUGUGUACUGCGCCCCACCGGCACCAGCUCGGGCAGACCCCCGCGAUCAGAGACAGGCCAGGAUGGAAGAGCUGGCGGCACGAGUGGCGGAGCAGCAGGCAGCGGUGAUGGCGGCUGGACUCCUGGACAGGAGAGAUCUUGAAGAUAGCGUGGCUAUGAUCGGGCCCAGCAUGCCAGAGAGGGAGCUGCCACGCCCCGAGCCUGUUGAAGUUAUCCAUGAGGACAAAAAGAAGGGGAAGUCAGACAAAGUGAGGAAAUGCAUCCGGACAGCGGCGGGCUCCAGCUGGGAGGACCAGAGUCUGCUGGAGUGGGACGCAGACGAUUUCCGUAUUUUCUGUGGUGACCUGGGUAACGAGGUCAACGACGACAUCCUCGCCAGAGCUUUCAGUAGAUACCCGUCCUUCCUCAAAGCCAAGGUGGUGAGAGACAAGCGCACUGGGAAGACCAAAGGCUACGGCUUCGUCAGCUUCAAAGAUCCCAACGACUACGUGAGAGCCAUGAGAGAGAUGAACGGGAAGUAUGUUGGCAGUCGUCCCAUCAAGUUAAGGAAGAGCAUGUGGAAGGACCGGAACAUAGAGGUGGUGCGCAAAAAACAGAAGGAGAAGAAGAAGCUGGGCCUUCGAUAGGGUCUGAAUCAGACCCUGCUCUCUGUGUUUAGUUGUGUUCAUAUUUUUAAAUAAAAUAAAUUCAACUUGU
This is a messenger RNA of Synchiropus splendidus (mandarinfish), 1476 nucleotides long. It is a transcript of the gene rbm42, whose product is annotated as RNA binding motif protein 42. The record is from RefSeq and is a predicted model, not a curated record. The transcript is spliced from 12 exons. Bases 243 to 1406 code for a protein of 387 amino acids. Gene Ontology annotation, molecular function: mRNA binding. NCBI's taxonomy places the organism in Eukaryota, Metazoa, Chordata, Actinopteri, Syngnathiformes, Callionymidae.